UACUGACAAGAGUGUUGAGGUCAGCCAUAUGCAGUGAGCUUUGUGAUUUUAGGCUGUCUGGACUAGAAUGAUUUGCUGUUAUCUUUGAUCGAUGAGUUUGAAAUGAAGAUGUCGACGUCUGUCCAAAAGUAUUUUAUUCUGGUUUUCGGUUCGCUAAUGACCGUUCUGGUGUACUUUCUCUUUCUGAGUGGAUCAUCGAGCAGUAAAUUAAGACACGUAAAUUCUAAACCCACUAAUGUGAGGAGUAGUGUUACUUCUGAAAAGUCCAAAACAAUAAUUGCUGUGAACUUUUGGGGUGUUGAUACAAAAAGUGGAGGAAUUGAAAGUUUGCUGCGAAAUGCUACAAAUGGAACCCGUGCACCAGUCACGACAGAACCACCAUUCCCAGGAGACAAGUAUGCCAUAGAUGAUACCUACCUUCAUUCGGAAUGCCCUGAAAACUUGAGAGCACGAAUUGCAAAAAUACCUGAGUUUAAAGAUGUCUUUUUGGGGACCGUACCUCUCCUGCAGUGGAAUAAACAUGCUACUGAGCAGGAGUAUCGGAGACUGAGUAGAUAUAAUGGAGCUCAUGGUUGGGAAGUAAUCAGCUAUGAAGAUCUGAAAGAUGCCUUAAGCUAUCUUAACACUUCUGCAAACGCUUUUAUGUUUGAUGACUGGGAGAAAAGACCAAAUAAAUCUUCCUGCAUUCGUUGUGCAGUGAUCGGAAAUGGUGGAAUUCUGAAUGGCUCUCGGAAGGGAGAGGAAAUUGAUCAACAUGACUAUGUAUUCCGAGCAAAUGGUGCCAUUAUUAAAGGAUUUGAGAAAGAUGUAGGGACCAGAACAUCAUUUUACACGUUUUCCACAAAUACAAUGAAAAAUUCUCUAUAUGCGUAUCGCCGUGUGGGAUAUAUUGGUCUGCCACAGUCUGAGGAGACAAGAUACGUGUUUCUUCCAGACCACAACCGAGAUUACUACUUAGUAAAAGCUGCCAUACUGAAUGCACCCAUAGAGAAGGGAAGUGACAAAUCCCAAAAGCCACCGACGUAUUUUGGAGAAAAUGGUCGACCUGAAAAGUUCAAGAUGUAUCACCCUGACUUUAUUCGAUAUGUUCGAAAUAGGUUUUUGUGGGCGCAUAUAUUGAAGACUUCACACCGUAAUAUUUACCGUCCCUCCACUGGUGCGACCAUGCUCCUUGCUGCUAUCCAUUCCUGUGAUGAGGUUAGUGCUUAUGGAUUUAUCACUGAAGACUAUAUAAAAUAUUCAGAUCAUUAUUUUGAUCGGGCUUAUCAUAAAUUGGUCUUUUAUUCGAAUCAUGACAUGAAAUUGGAAAUGAAGCUAUGGAAGAAGUUGCACAAUUAUGGGAUAAUUAAACUCUACACCAGGGAAGAGGAUGCAAGAUGAACUCGAAUCUGAGAUCUCGAUCUGAUUUUCAAAACUACAUUUCUAGCGUUAUUACUCUCUCCGGCUCGGGAAAUUGCAGUGGGUUAUUUUGUGUCAUUUUGUCACUGAAUCUUUGGGAUUUGAAUCUGACCUGAAAUUGCAAGGUCGAAAGCAUCUCUCUGUCUCUCUCUCUCUCUGUCUCUCUCUCUCUGUCUCUCUCUCUCUGUCUCUCUCUCUCUGUCUCUCUCUGUUGCUGUCUGUCUGUCUCUCUCUGUCUCUCUCUCUCUGUCUCUCUCUCUCUGUCUCUCUCUCUCUGUCUCUGUCUCUGUGUCUCUCUCUCUCUCUCUCUCUCUCUCGCUAUCUGUCUGUCUGUCUCUCUCGCUGUCUCUCUGUCUCCCUCUGUCUCUCUCACUCUCUGUCUCUCACUGUCUGUCUGUCUCUGUCUCUCUCACUCUCUGUCUCUCGCUGUCUGUCUGUCUGUCUGUCUCUCUCUCUGUCUUUCUCUCUCCGUCUUUCUCUCUCCCUGUGUGUGUGUGUGUGUGUGUCUCUCUCUAUGUCUGUCUUUCUCUCGUUAGCAUUUGUUGCUGCUAGGGAGUGGAAAGCAUUGGAGAGAGGGAUGAAGGUGGUCAGUGUUUGACAGGUGAUGGAGGGUGGAGGUAUACGUGGGGGGCACGUCCUCCGGGUUCGAGAGAGUUCAGCCCUUUUGUGUGAAAUGAGUCUUGAGGUUUGUUCAGGACGGAUUAGGGUAUUGGAUUUACAUCUCUGUAAUUUUGCCACUUUUCCAGACUUUUAUUUUGCUCUUUAUCAUUGAGGCCUUUUAAAAGGCAAUUGAUAAUUUAAGUGCCUGGAAACUACUCAAGUAUAAACUUGUUCUGAAUGUUUGCUAGAAUGUGCCAAAAAAGGAUGUGAUAUUACUGUAUUUAAAUGAUUCAGUCCACAGUACUUUUAACCAUUGGAGGAAUCCUAUACUGCAAUUAGAAUGUUAUGUUGUAACAUUGUGGUUAUGGACGUUCCUGUUGAAUUGAGAAAUGAUUGCAUUUAAGUGAUUGCCUGAACAAAGCAUCAGAACCAAGAAAACCAUUCUGUCAAAGGCUACAUUGCUCAGGUUUAACUUUAGGUGUGGAAAGGACAAGUUAGUAGCUACCCUGCUGGGACAAGCGAGAUAUCAAUUCCAGUCCAGCCUAGUUAGAGGCUUGGGAGGGGUGGUGGGAAGAGAGCGCAGAUUGACCGUGGACAAAUCUAUUCCUGUGGCAUCCGUAAACACACUCUCUUAUUUAUUCUGGCUGCGCAAUAAUUGUUUAUUUGCACUUUUGAAGAGGGAUUUCCUCCUCUUCACUUCACAGCCUGGUUCAACUGGACUGUAACUGAGCAAGCAUUGGUCUAGUUGUCCCUUCGCUGUGUCUGUAGUAUGGGACCUCCCAUUUGCAGAAGAUAAUGUCUGAUUCAGGCAGGUGCCACUGACAGCUGUGGAAGCCCUCAGUAAAUAUGUCAAUGGAACAUUCACGUAGCAGAAUGUGUUAAAUCUGCUACUGUCUCAAUACCAUUUGAGUUAGUGGAGUCACAAUUGGUUAUUGUUUCAUUAUUUCCUAACUUUUGUUCCAUCUUAGUAACUUUCUGUGCCUUCCAGAAGCCUCAAUUACUGACAAUUCAUACUUUCUUUCUAACGAACUUUUUUUUUAAACGAAUCUAUAUUUUGGCUCAUAAUGAUUUGAGUCAUAAUUUGAAAAUGUUUUGCAUUUAGAUUAGAUGUAUGAGUUAGAAUUCAUUUAUUUCUUGUCCAAUUUUUGAAUGUUAGCAACAAUCAGUACUUCCAACUCGUACUAUGUAUGAGUGAGCAUUUAAAUCUGUCACUAACGUGCCUUAAAUAAUGUGCCUUAAUUUACUUUUCAAAAGAGAUUUGUUAGUACACUAUGCACAUCAAUUACUGAUGCAAAUACUGGUCUUGCUUAGUGACCCGAGUAAUUAUGUCCUUUGAUUAAUUUGCCAAAUUGGUCAACAGGACCUAGGUCUUGGGUAGAUCUUGCCAAACCAUUCUUUUGUUUCUACUUAUUGUUGAACAUUUGCUGCUGGGAUCACAGAUUCCAUUCUUAUUACCCAAAAUGUCACAGCCUCCAUUUAAUUCUCGUUUAUUGCUGGGAAUGAGACCAUAAAUUCAACUGAAUUGGACGCAGAAGGGAAGGAAAUAUGACCAACUCUUCAUUAUAGAGAGAAAAUCCAGUUUCUCUGCUAAGGUCAGUUCCUCCAGUUGGGAUUGCUGCCUGAUUCAAGAUUUGACAAUUUUCUCCUUUUUAAAAAGGACAUUGAAGGUGUUGUGUUGGUAUAAUGGGCAUUUCCUGGCACAAGCCGUUGUGUUGGACAUGGAGACAUUGACACUAAUGUAAAAUUGCGUGGGAGUGUACAACUUGACAUUAACAUGACUCUAAGCUUUCUUCGAAUUGAAAUGUAUUUGUGUGUAUUAGCAAAAGAUUGAAGCAAUUCUCACCAUUAUUUCUGCACUUCCCCAUCAUUGGACUGCCUCCAUCAGCUUUGCUCACCUGACAAUAUCCUUUUAACAAGAUGUAGAAAGUGGAAUGGAGCUGUGUUGGGCUAAGUAACCUGACCUCCAUAUUGGUUAUUGUUUUGUCAAUGAUUUCUGCUAUUAUAGUUGCAAGUGAAUUGACACACAUUUUGGAUUAGUCAGUCUUGAGAGUUGCAAAGACUAAGUUGCCUUCUGUGGAAUUCAUUCCCCCAAAACACAUACGUGGAUCAAAUGCUUCUUUAAGUACCUGGUUUACCAAAGACUCUGAAAAUUCACUGAAGUUAAGUACUUAAUGUGCAACAUUCUCAAGUUUUCUUGAAGUUAAAAGCACGGGAAUUUGUUUGGCAUUGACCGCAAGUAGAGAGGUAUUCCUUGAAAAUUGUGGUCAAUCAAUUCAAUGAUAUGAGGUGGAUGCUUUGCACACACUACAUAGCAGUAACCAAUGGUUUAAAUAUAACAAAUGUCUCCAUAAAGUACUUUGCGAGAAUGCCUGUUUACAAAUAUACCAUGUUCUAUCACCGAACUAUUAUGUUGAAUGUACAGAGAUUUAUUUUGUUUUCAUUUGCACACUGAUCAAUAAAUUUGAAGAUAUUCUGAAA
Hemiscyllium ocellatum (epaulette shark) is the source of this 4476-nucleotide messenger RNA. RefSeq names its product ST6 (alpha-N-acetyl-neuraminyl-2,3-beta-galactosyl-1,3)-N-acetylgalactosaminide alpha-2,6-sialyltransferase (gene st6galnac). The transcript has 10 exons. NCBI's taxonomy places the organism in Eukaryota, Metazoa, Chordata, Chondrichthyes, Orectolobiformes, Hemiscylliidae. The record is from RefSeq and is a predicted model, not a curated record. The coding region runs from base 103 to 1380 and encodes 425 amino acids. Gene Ontology annotation, molecular function: sialyltransferase activity.